Messenger RNA from Sinocyclocheilus rhinocerous, 839 nucleotides. RefSeq names its product soluble calcium-activated nucleotidase 1-like. Bases 144 to 839 code for a protein of 231 amino acids. The record is from RefSeq and is a predicted model, not a curated record. Lineage: Eukaryota; Metazoa; Chordata; Actinopteri; Cypriniformes; Cyprinidae. Gene Ontology annotation, molecular function: GDP phosphatase activity; UDP phosphatase activity; calcium ion binding. The transcript has 4 exons. Gene Ontology annotation, biological process: proteoglycan biosynthetic process.
UGCGGAAGUGGAUGGGAUGCGCAGAGCUGCCUGAAUGGAUCCGUGAGGAAUGAGAGUUCACAAGCCGCGGUUUGAUCAUCAACAGCCCGGAUUCAUUUUGAGCCUUGUCUUCCACCCUACUGUGUGGCUGCUGUCCCUCCCUAAUGCCUGUUUCUCCAGGCUAUGCACAUCUUAACGAAAAUGAGCCUAUGAACUCUCUGCGCAUCUCUGUUGGAGGGCUCCCGAUGCUGGCUUCCAUGACCAACACCACCGACUCCCGCUUCCGCAUCAAAUGGAAAGCCAUCGUGGUGAUAGCGUCAGCACUAACCCUCGUCCUCCUCAUCUACAUGCAGCUUUUGCCCUUUCACCCCCAAACCAGAAGCAAAUUUGGUUUGAGGUUAAACCAUCAGGAGGUGAGAACGGAGGGCCAUUACAAUGACACAUACCCCCUCAGUCCACCAGAGCGCACGGCACAGGGCACACACUACCGUAUAGGGGUCAUCGCUGACCUGGACACGAACUCACUCAGUGACAUGAAGCUGACCUGGUUUAGCUACAUGCUGAAGGGUCACCUCCUGGUGUCGGAGAGUGGAGAUACAGUAGCGGUCGAAUGGGAUCAGGACAGGGUGGUCUUGGAAAGUCACCUGGCAGAGAAGGGUCGUGGCAUGGAGCUCUCCGAAUUAGUGGUGUUUAAUGGCAAGCUGUACAGCGUUGAUGAUCGUACGGGUGUUGUAUAUAACAUAGAUGGACUCAAGGCAGUGCCCUGGGUCAUACUGCCAGAUGGGGAUGGCUCGGUUUCAAAAGGGUUUAAGGCUGAGUGGCUUGCAGUGAAUGAAACCAAGAUUGGGGACGUGAAAUGA